AUGGCGCCGGCGGGCCUGCGCCAGGCGGCCAACGUUUGCAGGAAGUUCAAGCUCGGCUCGUGCGAGAAGGGCGCGGAUUGCCCGCUGAGUCACGCGAUUGAGUACGACGGCGCUGGGUUCAGCUGCGAGCAGUCCGCGCCCAGCGAGCUGUCCCAGGCUCGAGCACGGUCGCAGGCGAGCGGGGACGCCGCCAGCGACGCGAGCUCCCUGAGCUGGACCUCGAGCUCGGACAGCCGCAGCUGGCCCUCCGAGCAGCUCUGGGGCGGCCUCUCGAGGAUCUGGACCAGCGCCCCGGCCGCAACGGAGCUCCCAGCCUUCUGCAACCGCCUCGUCAUCCCCGAGUUCAUCCCUGGCGCCAGCGCUGCCAGCGGGGCCACCGCCAAGAACGAGCCCUGCGCGGAUUCCGACGGGGAGGCCCAGCAGGGGCCCAAGUCCAAGUCGGCAGCUCGGCGGCGGCAGCGGACGACGAUGGAGAAGUGGACCGAGAUGAAAGCGAGGAACAGCUCAACGUCGCUUCACGUGGUGGAGGCCGUGUGCAGGUUUUCGUUUUACGCCCCGCUGCCCCAGACCCGGCGCCAGCCGCGCACCGAGUCGGCAUCUCCAGGCCGACCGCCCGCGCCGCCCCCGUCGCCGAGGAAGCACAAGCAGACCGUCGAGCAGGACCCCGACGACUCUGGGCAUGAGGGUGCUGCCUUCCAGAGAACAAAGGUGUCGCUCUAA
This is a messenger RNA of Prorocentrum cordatum, 720 nucleotides long. The record is from the annotation of a GenBank genome assembly. NCBI's taxonomy places the organism in Eukaryota, Dinophyceae, Prorocentrales, Prorocentraceae.